AUGACCGUCGACAACAAGCCCGACCGCUCGGCCGUCGGGAAGAUGAGCAGUGAGCGCCUCCCCAUCGUCGACAUUGCGGCAUACCUCGACGACUCGGCGAGUGAUGAGGACCGGCGUAAGGCGCGCGACGCACUUGAUCGUGCGUGCCGCGAAUUUGGCUUCUUCUACGUCACCGGACACGGCCUCGAUCCAAGCUACCUCGACUCCCUCCUACAACGGGGACACGACUUCUUUGACCAGCCCCAAGACAAGAAAAACGCCAUCCACAUCUUCAACAGCCAAGAUGGCGUCCGCGGAUACCAGAAACUAGGUGAAAACGUAACCUACGCCAAGCGUGACCAACAGGAAGCACUUGAUAUUUACCCCGAGCCAACCAGUCCCACCUCGGACCAAUUGAACGGACGCCAACUCUGGCCAAGCGACGAGGACAUUCCCGGCUUCAAGGCGGCCAUGCUGGAAUAUACCGCCAAAAUGACGCGCGUGGGACACGCAUUCAUGCACGCCAUGUCGGACGCGCUGGGAUAUCCCGAGGUUUUCCAAGAAUUGCAAAAGGACAAUUAUUGGGUCCUGAGGGUCAUCGGAUACCCUCCACUACCAGAAGACUUUGAUCCGGAGAAAGGUAUCUCGUGUGGCGCGCAUACCGAUUAUGGAUGCCUGACGUUUUUGCUGGCAGACGAUACGCCGGGCGCCCUCCAGGUAGAGGAUAAGGAUGGGAACUGGAUUGCGGCCGAUGUCGUGCCCGGCGCGUUCGUGGUUAAUAUCGGCGAUAUUAUCGAUACCCUCACGAGCCACACUUAUAAGAGCACCUAUCACCGUGUUAUCCACCGGGGAACCAAAUACCGCGUCUCCAUGCCCUUCUUCUUCGAGCCACCCAAGGACUUUCUCGUCACCCCGAUCCAAAGCCUCGUUCCUCCCGGAGCAAAGCCCAUCGAACCGUUCACUUACUUUGACCACCUGAAGCGCAUGAUCUACAACCACUUUGUCGGCGCAGACCAGGCCCUCCCCGACAAGACCAACGCCAACCCCCUGACGCACCGUGGAUGA
Molecule: messenger RNA, 1044 nt
Organism: Cutaneotrichosporon cavernicola
Lineage: Eukaryota; Fungi; Basidiomycota; Tremellomycetes; Trichosporonales; Trichosporonaceae
Exons: 2
Coding region: 1-1044 (347 amino acids)
Molecular function (GO): 2-oxoglutarate-dependent dioxygenase activity
Source: RefSeq, a predicted model, not a curated record